AUGAUGAAGCCGUUAAGUAUGAUUUUAUAUCCUCACAAGUUUUUUUUGAAUACAGUAAAAUGUAUGCUUGCUGCUCAUAUAUAUAGUUUUAAUGUAGAACUUAGUGAAGACUUUUUAUUUACUAGAACAUUUGAUAUCGAGAAAAGUUUAAUAAUUAAUAAGAAGCCAUUAUUAAUAUAUGAUAAUAAAUAUGUAAGUUCAACUAAAGCUAUAUGUUUUUUAUUUCAUCGUUUACGAAAUAAAAGUAAGAAAUCAUUUGAUGAGAACCUUAGUUAUUAUUUAGGUUGGUUAGAAUGGAGUGAUCUUUUAGAGAAACACAUAGAAGUGUUAAAUAAGAAGAAUAUAAUAGAAAGUUUAGAUGAAUUAGAAUUAUAUUUAAGUGAAAAUAAAAAUAAGAAUAAAUGUUUUAUUAACAAUGAUGAUGAAAAUGUUGAGAACAAAUUAAGUUUAGCUGAUGUGUUUGUAUAUACAUCGUUAAAACAUUCAUGUAUAGAAAUAUGUAAAGAGAGUUGGGUUCAUAUAAAUGAAUAUAUUGAAAAGAUUAAUAAUUUAGAAGAAAUACAAAAAGUAAUAAAGAAUGUAGAAGAAAUAUAUAAAUAUAAAAAUAUAUAUAGUGUAUUUAUAUCUAAAAUCCAUGAUAAGAAUGUUAAUGAAUAUUUAAAAAAUGAAACGUUUUAUAUAACAACAGCUAUUAAUUAUGUAAAUGGUGAUCCACAUAUAGGACACGCAUAUGAAAUAGUAUUAGCAGAUGCAAUUGCUAGAUAUCAUAAAAUUAUCGGACGAGAUACCUUUUUUACAACAGGUGCAGAUGAACAUGGCCUAAAAAUAGCUAACCAGGCUGCAAAAAACAACUUGACACCUCAAGAAUUAUGUGAUAAGAAUGUAUUAAAAUUUCAAAACUUGAAUAAAUUGUUAUAUGUAGAGAAUGAUUAUUAUGUUAGGACAACGCGAGAUUUACAUAAAAAGAUUGCUCAAGAGGUAUGGGAAAAAUGUGAAAAGAAUGGUGAUAUUUAUUUAGGUGAGUAUGAAGGAUGGUAUAAUGUUAGAGAAGAGACGUAUAUACCAGAAAAUGAAGCAAAAUUGAUGAAUUAUAUUGAUCCCUUAAAUAAUAUAAAAUUAGAAAAAAUGAAAGAGCCAUCAUAUUUUUUUAAAAUGUCAAAAUAUCAGGAUAAAUUAAUAGAAUAUAUACAAUCUAAUCCUGAUUAUAUUCAACCUGAACAAAAAAGAAAUGAAAUCUUACAAAGGCUUAAGGAACCUUUAGCUGAUUUAUCAUGUAGUCGUACAAAAUUUACAUGGGGUAUCCAAGUACCUAGUGAUCCUAAACAUGUAAUGUAUGUGUGGAUGGAUGCUUUAAUAAAUUAUUAUUCAAAUUGUUUUAUUGAUGAUGAAAAGAAAAAAUAUUGGCCAGCAAAUGUACAUAUUAUAGGUAAAGAUAUAACAUGGUUUCAUACAGUUAUAUUUCCAACCAUAUUAUUAUCAGCUAAUAUACCUUUAUCAAAAAGUGUAUUUUCACAUGGAUUUGUAUUAGCUGCAGAUGGAAAGAAAAUGUCCAAAUCUUUAGGAAAUGUAAUAGAUCCAUUAGAAAUCAUUGAUAAAUAUGGAGCUGAUGCAUUUAGAUAUCAUGUUAUUAAAGAAACUAAAAGAGGAUGUGACACAAGAUUUGAUGUUGAUAAUUUAGUAGAUAUGUGUAAUUCUGAUUUAGCUGAUACAAUAGGAAAUUUAAUUCAAAGGACUUUAUCCUUAUGUCAAUUAUCUAAUGAAUCUAAAAUACCUGGAUUCUUUCCAGAGUACGAAAUACAUUUACCUAUUGAUAUUUUACAUUUUAUUAAUAGAGUAGAAUAUCAUAUGAAAACCUUUUGUGUUCAAAAAUGUUGUGAGAAAAGUGUUCAAGUUUGUAAAGAUUUAAAUAAAUUCUUAACAGAUAUGGCACCAUGGAAAUAUAAAGAUGAUAUGAAAAAUAAAAAGUUACAUAUUAUUAGGAUUAUGUUGGAGGCUAUAUAUUUUAUAGCACAUUAUUUGGAUAUUUUUGUACCCUCUCUAUCUCAUAAAAUUUUUGAAAAAUUAAAUACACCCAAAAGGGUAAUUGCAGAUUUGUCCCCUUGGCUUAACAAUUUAACUGAAGGAGUUGUAAUAAAUAAUGAUAAUAUUUUAUUUAAAAAAUUUGAAGUAGAAUCAGCCAAAAUUAAAAUGCAAAAGGUAAUUAUGAGGGUAUGUAAAAUUGUUGAUAUAAUUAACACUGAGUCCUCACAUAAUACAACAAUUUGUGAAAUAGAUGUAGAUAAUGAAAAAAUAACAGCUGUUCUUAAUCUACCAUAUAAUAAUAAUAAUAAUAAUAACAAACUUGUUAAUUUAUUAACUGUUGCAAUUUUGAAUGUUAAACCACUUACCAUUAAUAAUAUAACCGUUAAUGCAAUAAUACCACAUGUACGUAAAGAAAUAUUUACAUUUCCAAUAGAAGAAAGAAUUCCCACAGGAACUUUAAUUCAAGCAAAAGAUUACAAAACACUUGUUAAGCAAAGAGAUAAUUUAACCAAAAAAGAAGUAGCUUCAUUGGAUAUAUCUGUUAUAAAUAAUAAGUGUUUUUUUGAGAAGAACAUUCCUUUAGUUUUUGCUUCUAAUGAAGAUAAGCAGGUUUAUCAUUCAACUCAAGCCAAUGGUUCCCUCACUUUUUUUUAA
This is a messenger RNA of Plasmodium gaboni, 2676 nucleotides long. RefSeq names its product putative methionine--tRNA ligase. Bases 1 to 2676 code for a protein of 891 amino acids. The record is from RefSeq and is a predicted model, not a curated record. Gene Ontology annotation, biological process: methionyl-tRNA aminoacylation. Lineage: Eukaryota; Apicomplexa; Aconoidasida; Haemosporida; Plasmodiidae. The transcript has a single exon. Gene Ontology annotation, molecular function: methionine-tRNA ligase activity; ATP binding.